AUGCUCUUCCUACAGACUCUCGCUAUCCUUGCCUCGGCUAUCGGACUGGUAAAGGGCCAGGCUAUCGACCCAAGUGAAGUUGCCUUAUCCACAAGAGAACAAUGGUGUCAAUCACAGACCUCCUCCUGUCCACUUCUUUGUCUCCAGAUGCCCGGGGCCUCGGGUAAGCCCAAGGACAACGACUGUAGUGCGAAAACACUUUCCUACUCAUGCAUCUGCAGUAACAAUGCUUCUCCCAAUGCUUCUGAAUACUCGGAGACAAUCCCCUAUUACAUUUGCACCGAGCGGAACAACCAAUGCGUUCAUGCCUGCCCUUCUGGUGAUUUAAACUGCCAGUCUAAAUGCCGUAAUGAUAAUCCUUGCGGGGCUCAGAAUCCCAGGCGUGUCAACAAGACUUCCACCGCCACUGUUAGCACUCCUGCUGCUACCACUUCUCUGGCACCUUUCACUGGAGAGGCUGAUAAUGGCGUUGCCCCUCGGCAGCUGGUUGAUAUGGGACAGGUCUACGGCCUGGUCUUGGUCGUUGGUGGAUUUCUCGCAGGUUUUGCAACCUUGCUCUAA
Molecule: messenger RNA, 561 nt
Organism: Aspergillus tanneri
Lineage: Eukaryota; Fungi; Ascomycota; Eurotiomycetes; Eurotiales; Aspergillaceae
Exons: 3
Coding region: 1-561 (186 amino acids)
Source: RefSeq, a predicted model, not a curated record